This is a messenger RNA of Phascolarctos cinereus (koala), 1126 nucleotides long. RefSeq names its product mpv17-like protein. Lineage: Eukaryota; Metazoa; Chordata; Mammalia; Diprotodontia; Phascolarctidae. Gene Ontology annotation, biological process: mitochondrial ribosome assembly. Gene Ontology annotation, cellular component: mitochondrion; cytoplasm; membrane. The record is from RefSeq and is a predicted model, not a curated record.
AGUGAAUCGACCCAGGGAGGCAGGUCUAAGAAGAGGCAGGUCUAAGAAGGGGCAGGUCUGGCCUGGGGCAUACAUCAAUAGAAGCCGACCAAGAGAGGCAGAUCUGAAGGCAGGUGGCUCCAGUAGGUGCAAGACAAGAGGGAGGCCUGACUAUCGCUAAUGGUGGUGCCUUAGGGUGCGUGGAAGGACGCGGCUAUAGGUCCACCUUCCCGCCCACGGCGGCGUCUCCACCAGAGGCGCUCUCACACAGCUCGGGGUGGGCGGAGGGGACGCGUACCAAGCCCGCCAGCGGGGGUUGAGCUGGGGGUGAACCAGGCCGGCGAUGUGGGGCUGGUGGCGGGUGGUGCCGCGAACAAUACAGCGUUACCCGUGGCCCACCAAUGUGGCGCUCUACGGGAUUCUGUACUCGUCCGGGGACGCGCUGCAGCAGCGCCUGCGGGGCUGCGAGCACGACUGGCAGCAAACGCGGCGCGUGGCCACCGUGGCCAUCGGCUUCCACGCGAACUUCAACUACGUGUGGAUGCAGCUCCUGGAGCGCGCGCAGCCUGGCCGCGCGCCGCGCACCCUGCUGACCAAGCUACUGUGUGACCAGCUGCUGGGCGGGCCCAUCGCGCUGUGCGGCUUCUACAUAGGCAUGAGUAUACUUCAGAAGAAAGAGGAUAAGUUUUUGGACCUGAGGCAGAAAUUCUGGAAUACUUAUAAGACUGGUCUCUUGUACUGGCCUUUUGUGCAGCUUACCAACUUCAGUUUUGUUCCCAUUUACUUGAGAACAGCAUAUACGGGCCUCUGUGGCUUUGUCUGGGCUACUUUCCUUUGCUUCUCACAACAAAGUGGUGAUGGUACAGUGUCCUCGGUUUUGACAUGGCUUAAGAAAAAGGAGGCCAUCGAAGUUGAAGGGUCCCCAGAGAAAUGAUUGCUUUUAAACAAAUCGUUCUCAUCAAGUGGCCAAAAUUUAUUUCCUGAAAUGUAGUGAGUUGAACCAAGGAAAUAUUAUGUUAUUUAAUAAUUUUUUAUUUCUAAAUAUAGCAAGUUUCAUUAUGAAGUAUUAUUGUACCAUAGAGAAAAAUAAAUUUUAAAAUUAAUAGCUUUAUGUAUAUUUUAUCAUCAAAAUGUCUUUAUUUUUGUU